AUGUCCCCCUCAGCUACUUUUGAUACCCAGUCUGGUGGAAACCCAAAUCGUCUUAAGAUUCUUGUCCCCGAAAAAGUAUCUCCGGAUGGAUUGGCUUUGCUCACCCCUCACUUUGACGUGGACAACCGCAAAGGCUUGUCGCCUGCAGAGCUUAUCAGUUUGAUUCCCAAUUACCAUGGCUUGAUUGUACGUUCCGAGACGCAAGUCACCUCCGAGGUUGUACAAGCUGGAAGGAAGCUCAGGGUUGUUGCUCGAGCAGGCGUUGGAGUAGACAACAUCGAUGUCCCUGCUGCAAGCACCCAAGGUGUCAUUGUUGUGAACUCUCCCUCAGGCAACAUCCUUGCUGCUGCAGAACACACAAUUGCACUCCUCCUCUCAACAGCUCGCAAUGUAGGCCAGGCAGAUAUCAGUGUGAAGGCUGGCCGCUGGGAACGAAGCAAGUUAGUGGGUGUUGAAGUUGGUCGAAAGGCACUCGGUAUUAUCGGCCUGGGCAAGGUCGGCAUGAACGUUGCCCGCAUGGCCAAGGGUCUCGGGAUGACAGUCAAAGCCGUUGACCCCUAUGCGAGUGUCGACAUGGCUCGUCAAGCGGGCGUGGAGCUAGUUCCUGCACUGGAAGACUUGCUCCCAAUCGUGGACUUCUUGACAAUUCACACACCCCUUUUGGCUACCACGCUUGAUUUAGUUGGCGAAGCAGAGUUUCAGAAGAUGAAGAAGACGGCUCGCGUGCUCAACGUUGCUCGCGGAGGCGUAUACAAUGAGGAGGCUCUGAUCAAGGCGCUGGACGAGGGAUGGAUUGCAGGAGCUGGCAUCGAUGUUUGGUCCUCAGAACCACUGGUUGAAGACUCAGCAGCAGCACGGCUCAGCAAACACCCCAAGGUCGUAGCAACACCUCACCUAGGUGCCUCAACUGUUGAAGCUCAGGAGAAUGUCUCUAUGGAUGUCUGCAAACAGGUUCUAGAGAUUCUCCAGGGUGGCCUUCCCACCAGCGCCGUCAAUGCCCCUAUCAUCAUGCCAGAAGAAUACCGCAAGCUGCAACCGUCAGUCAAUCUUGUUGAGAAGAUGGGACAACUGUACACACAACACUUUGUGCGCAACCGAGGAGGCAAAAUAGGAGGUCGUCGAUUCGAGCUCAUCUACCACGGCGACCUGGCCAAUAUGCCCAACACCAAGCCAUUGUUUGCUGCUCUUGUGAAGGGUUUGGUCUCUACGUUUAGCGAUUCACACAUCAACAUGGUCAACGCUGCUCUCAUAGCUAAGGAGAAGAGCAUAGUCAUCAGCGAAACUCGCUCAGGAGACUCCCCUUCAGCGUACGCCAACCUUGUGACACUGCGAUCUUACCAAACAAGUGGUAGCAAUAGCGAGCAAGUGAUCGAAGGCUACGCAGUUGAUGAGCGCAUCUUCAUCUCCAAACUGGACAGGUUUAACGGGGUGUUCACCCCAGAGGGCACGCUCAUCAUCCUGCACAACUACGAUGAGCCGGGCAAGAUUGGAGGCGUUGGAAUGGUGCUCGGUGCCCGUGGAAUUAAUAUUCAGUUUAUGCAAGUCGCUAGUCUGGAUCCUGAAGCUACAAAGGGAGCUGGCACUCCUCCUGAUCCAAAAGGAAACGAGGCAUUGAUGAUUCUUGGUGUUCUUGGGCCUGUGGGUGGUGAAGUGUUGGAGGGACUGGAAUCAUCCGACGGAGUCUUGGAUGUAAGUUUGGUCAAGCUGUGA
Messenger RNA from Fusarium sp. VM40, 1710 nucleotides. Lineage: Eukaryota; Fungi; Ascomycota; Sordariomycetes; Hypocreales; Nectriaceae. The record is from the annotation of a GenBank genome assembly.